This is a messenger RNA of Thlaspi arvense, 1203 nucleotides long. Lineage: Eukaryota; Viridiplantae; Streptophyta; Magnoliopsida; Brassicales; Brassicaceae. The record is from the annotation of a GenBank genome assembly.
AUGGGUGCUUCGGGGAGAUGGAUUAAAGCAUUGGUUGGUUUCACGAAAUCUGAUAAGUCAAGGUCUUCAAAAAAAGAUGAAAAUGUGAAGAUUCCCAGCAAGAGCCGGUUUGGGAGAAAGCAAUCAGUUGAUUUCGACGCUGAAAAUCUCCAAGAUGGAUUCGAAGAUGCUGGAGUCUCUACUUCAACUUCACUACAAUCAUACGGUGCUGCUUAUGAAGAGCAAAGGAAAGAACAUCAAGCUGCAACACGGAUCCAAACAGCUUAUCGAGGGUUUCUGGCUAGAAGGGCUUUACGAGCGUUGAAAGGAUUGGUUAGGCUACAAGCUCUUGUGAGAGGACACGCUGUGAGGAAACAAGCAGCUGUAACGCUUCGAUGUAUGCAAGCGUUAGUGAGAGUUCAGGCUCGUGUACGAGCAAGGCGUGUUCGUCUCGCCUUGGAAAGUGAAACUGGUCAGCAGGCAUUUCAGCAACAGUUAGCAGAUGAAGCUCGAGUUCGAGAAAUAGAGGAAGGUUGGUGUGAUAGCAUUGGUUCUGUUGAACAAAUCCAAGCGAAGCUUCUAAAGAGGCAGGAAGCUGCAGCUAAGCGUGAGAGGGCUAUGGCAUAUGCUUUGACUCACCAGUGGCAAGCAGGAACUAGGCAGUUGUCUGCACACAGUGGAUUUCAACCAGACAAAAACAACUGGGGAUGGAACUGGCUGGAAAGAUGGAUGGCUGUUCGUCCAUGGGAGAAUCGGUUUCUUGACAGUAACCUCAGGGAAGAUGCGAAGUUAGGUGAGAGCAAUAUGGAACAGCCUGAGAAUGUGCACAAAACGAGCAAGAUGAUGCCAAACACUUCGAAUCUUGUAUCCGGUGUUUCGAAUCAGAAGGCAACGGGGCCAUCUCUGUCUGAUGGUAAUUCGUCGUCUCCUGGAGUAUCUUCAAGCGUUCCAGUGGUGUCCAAGGCAAGGUCAAAGCCAGCUAAAGACGAUCUUGCUGUAGAAGUUAACUCAAGACCUGGUGCUGGUCCAAGAUCGCAUAGCAACCCGAAAGAAAGAUCAAGAGAGCCAAUUAGAUCUUCGAAGGAACGAUUAUCUCUGCCAAACAGUGGAAAAGCCAACAGAAUGGGAAAACUCACGCCAACAUCUCAGAAAGUAGCUGAGGAGAAAUCUGCUCAAAAACAGAAAAGACGUAACUCGGAUCCAAUAAAACAGAGGCUUGCAUAG